This is a messenger RNA of Lobosporangium transversale, 225 nucleotides long. RefSeq lists its product as hypothetical. Gene Ontology annotation, cellular component: mitochondrion. Gene Ontology annotation, molecular function: ATPase inhibitor activity. NCBI's taxonomy places the organism in Eukaryota, Fungi, Mortierellomycota, Mortierellomycetes, Mortierellales, Mortierellaceae. The transcript is spliced from 2 exons. The record is from RefSeq and is a predicted model, not a curated record. The coding region runs from base 1 to 225 and encodes 74 amino acids. Gene Ontology annotation, biological process: negative regulation of ATP-dependent activity.
AUGUUGCGUACCACUACCACCACCGCUGUCCGUGUCUUCAAGCCUGUCCAAGUCUCUACUGUUGCUCGUCGUAUGUACAGCAACACCUUCAGUGACAAGGAGAGAGCAGAGGAGAACCAGUACAUCCGUCAGAAGGAGGCUGAGCAGAUCAAGAAGCUCAAAGAGCAGCUUGCUCAAAAGGAGAAGGAGAUCGCAGAGCUCAAGAAGAAUGGCGACAAGAAAUAA